Aspergillus candidus is the source of this 1687-nucleotide messenger RNA. Its product is annotated as putative DnaJ domain protein (Mas5). Gene Ontology annotation, cellular component: cytoplasm. NCBI's taxonomy places the organism in Eukaryota, Fungi, Ascomycota, Eurotiomycetes, Eurotiales, Aspergillaceae. The record is from RefSeq and is a predicted model, not a curated record. The coding region runs from base 143 to 1420 and encodes 425 amino acids. The transcript is spliced from 5 exons. Gene Ontology annotation, biological process: protein refolding. Gene Ontology annotation, molecular function: Hsp70 protein binding.
CCUCGUCACCCAGUCCUUUCUAUAACGUUGAUUUGGAUACUUUCUUCUGACUUGAUACUCUUUCAUAUAUUUAAUAUCUGUUUCUUGGAUAAUCCCCAGUCUUCCACGCAGUCAGGCCGAGUCUUCCUGCCUCUCCACCAUUAUGGCUGAAUUCGAGAUCGACCUCUACGAGGUCCUGGAGAUUGAGCGAAGCGCAAGCAAAGACGAGGUCCGAAAAGCUUAUCGCAAGGCAGCCCUCGCAAGCCAUCCCGAUAAAGUUCCCGAAGACGAACGCGAAGACGCAGAGGUGAAAUUCAAGUCGGUCCAAGAAGCCUACGACAUCCUUUACGAUGACGACAAGCGCCACCUCUACGAUACCCACGGUAUGGGUGCGUUCAAUGGCUCCGGUGAGCCUGGCAUGGGCCCUGGCGGCCCCGACCUCGACGACAUCCUCGCCCAGAUGUUCGGUGGCAUGGGUGGCAUGCCCGGUAUGGGCGGCAUGCCCGGCGGUAUGCCCGGCGGACCCCGCGCGAACAAACCCCGGAGGAGUCCCAACGAAGAGCAGAAGUACGAAGUGAGCCUGGAGGAUCUGUACAAGGGCAAGACGGUCAAGUUCGCGAGCACCAAGAACAUCAUCUGCAGCCUGUGCAACGGGAAGGGCGGCAAAGAACGGGCGCAGGCCAAGAAGUGCUCGACGUGCGACGGACAUGGUGUCAAGCAGGUGCUGCGACAGGUGGGACAGUUCUUGUCCCCGUCGACUGUCGUCUGCUCGACCUGCAGUGGCGACGGCCAAUUCUUCAGCCCCAAGGACAAGUGCAAGAAGUGUAAGGGGAAGAAGACUGUGGAAGCCAAGAAGAUGUUAGAGAUCUACGUGCCUCCGGGAGCGAAGGAAGGGGACAAGAUUGUUUUGGACGGUGAGGCGGACCAAGCACCGGACCAAGAGCCCGGAGACAUUGUCUUCCAUCUGGUUGAAGAAGAACACCCGAUCUUCCGGAGAUCUGGAGCCGACCUCACGGCCACCAUCGAAAUCACACUGGCCGAAGCGUUGGCCGGGUUCUCCCGCGUCGUGAUCAAGCACCUCGACGGGCGGGGUGUGGAGCUCAAGCAUCCCCAGAAACCGGGUCAGGUCUUAUCGCCCGGACAGGUCCUGAAGGUCCCCGGGGAGGGCAUGCCCAUCAAACGGAGCGACUCCCGGGGUGAUCUGUACUUGAUCGUCGACGUCAAGUUCCCCGAUGAGAAAUGGAAGCCGAGCCCCGCCGUGCUGGCGAGCCUCAAGGAGAUACUGCCUAAGCCAGGCCCUGCCAUCCAGGCAGACACCGUGGACGAGGUAGAAUACGACCCGAAGGGCAACAUGGAUGAGUUUGGGUCCAACGAUCAAGGGGGGUCUGCAUGGGAGGACGAUGAUGAUGAGGGUGAGACGGCGCAGUGCACAGCGCAGUAAUCUUGCAUGCUUGCGUUUGUCUUUUCCUCUGUUUGCAUUUCGUUUCUUUUUCUUUUUCCUAUUUUGUUUUUUCUUCUCUUUGUCUGUUUGUCACGGCCGUUGUCUAUACCUCUUGCAGCAGGGCUUAUUUAGAACCGUCGGAAAGACGCAUUGGGACCAACUUUCCUCUGGCAUCGCUGGCGUUUGCGGUCCAAAUCAGCAGCUUGGUCUGAUAUAAUGGUGAUGAUAGAAAUAUACUACAUACAUGUUGCAAUCAGUGUCUCACUU